CUACAAAUUGACAUAACUUCCCGAAAAUUAUCGUAUCGAGUUCCGCAAAAGCGCAUUUUAAAGGGAAAAUUUCGAACUUUUACGCGCUUUUUACCUCAUUCAGUUACAAUUGCUUCACUCCAUGCAACUCUAGAAACUUCAUGUUUUACUUUUCGAUUUUGCAAGUUUUCGUUAUGUCAUCGGUCAUUAGCAAAUUGAUCAUGCCACUUAAUCGACAUUAAGAGAAGAUAUACACCUAGCAUGGUCAAAAAAAUCGAUUUUUUUUUUGUGCAUUUUCUUGAUGCUUGAGGUCUCAAGAAUAUCUGAUUAAAAUUGCAAGUCAAUAUCUCGAUAAAUAACGAAGUUACAGCCGAGAGAGUAAACCGUCUCCGAGAGCGCGCCGUACCGCCUGUUUUGCAGCCGAGCCGAGAGGCAGGUAGCGGCAAGCGACCCUUCGAAGAGACCUGUUUUACGAUUCUAUUGUGUUUUCGGGCGUGCUCGAGUCCAGGUAUAACGAAAAUAUCACACGACCGUUAUUUUUUGCCAGAAAUUGGAUGCGUUUCGUCAGUAGUUUGCCGUUCGUGCAACUGUGCGUUACAGUGAAUUUUCGUCUGUAAAUACAUAUUCUGAGGAAAAUGAAUAACAGAAAUAAAGGUUCUCGGGAAGCUCAUCAAUCCGGAUCUUUUCGCAAAGAUCGAAGCAAGAAAAAGAUACCGCCCAAAAAUCGAUAUACUGCCGAAAAAGUAGAACUUUCUGACGAGAAUAUUAGUUCUAGUACCAAAAAAUUGAAGACUGAUCGUGAGACAUCCGCACCAGAAGAUCCAAACAUCGGGUAUCGAAUUUUGAAUUUUCUGGCAGUGUUUUCUGCCUUAUCGGAAUGUGUAAAAUGCAAAAAGUGUGAUAGUGAUGUUCGAUUCUCAAUAGAAAGCACUCGAGGGCUCGGUUUUAAAAUUGUAGUUUCGUGUUUAUCGUGCAAACCGACUUUCAUUCCUUCGUGCCCGUACAUCAAGACUGCUUACGAAAUAAAUACACGAUUCUUUUUUGUUAUGCGUUUAUUGGGGAUUGGUUUGCGUGGAGCUAUGAAAUUUUGUGGCCUCAUGGAUUUACCGCCUCCGGUUCAACAAACGACGUAUGAUAUGAUAAUUGAGAACAUUCAUUCUGCUGCUUCAAGUAUUGUUCAAUUGGUGUUAAAACAAGCUGUAAAAGAAGAACAACAGGAAAUAACAAAACAAAAUUCGAGUGAGGAUAUCAAAAAACUGACCGUUUCAGGAGAUGGUACGUGGCGAAAAUGUGGUUUUACUUCAUUAUAUGGAGUUGCGGUUCUCAUUGGUCAUUUGACAGGAAAAGUCGUUGAUUUUAUUGUAAAGUCUGCUUAUUGUGCUGAAUGCAACUAUUGGAAUAAACACGUCAAUACCGAGCAAUAUCAGGAAUGGAAAUCUAAUCACGAAGAAAAUUGCCAGGCGAAUCAUGUCGGAUCGGCAGGCAAAAUGGAAGUAGACGCCAUGAAGGAAUUAUUUUCAAGAUCUGUCGAAAAGCAUGGAGUUAUGUACAUUAAUUACGUUGGGGAUGGCGACUCUAAGACGUACACGGGAUUAGUAAAUGCGAAACCGUAUGGUGAGAUUGAGAUUAUAAAAAAAGAAUGCGUGGGACACGUUCAAAAGCGAAUGGAAACCCGUCUUCGCGAAUGCAAAAAAAAAAAAAUCCUGGAAUCGGCGGCAAAAACAAAUUGACAGCAAAGUUUAUAGACAAACUGAGCAUUUACUAUGGCUUAGCCAUUCAAAGAAACAGUAACUCCAAGAAUGUCAUGAAAAAAGCGAUAUGGGCAACAUUCUACCAUUACGGCUCAACAGACAGCAAGCCUGAACAUCAUUUUUGUCCCGAAGGCCCCGAAUCGUGGUGCAAGUGGCAACAAGCGAAAGCUAAAGGAGGACUGAGGAAUUUCCGUCACGAUUAUUCAGCAUUGCCAAAAACGGUGUUAGAUGCCAUCAAACCAAUUUACGAAGACUUCAGCAAUGACAAAUUGUUGGAACGUUGUGUUGGUGGAUACACACAAAACAGCAAUGAGAGCUUCAACCAACUUAUUUGGAAGAUAGCUCCAAAAUCGAUGCAUAGCGGGGCCAAAAUCGUUAACAUUGCUGCAUUUCUUGCAACAUGCACGUUCAACAAUGGUGUCACGUCAUUGUUAGAAAUCAUGAACGUGUUAGGAAUAUCGGUCGGGUCGGGCGCGCACUUGUACGCUGCGCAAGAAGACGAAACUCACAUAGCGAAAGCCGAGAUGCAAGCGCAAGAACAGACUAAAGAAGGUCGAAUACGGCGUCGACAACAAAAUUUAGAAAAUAUGAACAUUCCGUCGACCGUAGAAGACUUACACUAUGGGCCUGGUAUUGAUGAUUCCAUGUGAUUUUUGAGGAAAUGCUAGUGGGUAUCGUUUUCCCGGAUUUUUUUACGGCGCUCCAAAGAUUAUACCAUAACUUCGUCAAUUUUUUAUUUUUUUUAAUAAAAAAAAUUUGACAUAUUCCUGAAUGUGUAUACUUUUAGAUAGAAAAACUCCCAAUCCGAAAUUUCAAAUAAUUUUCCUUAAAAAAAUUCACAAAAAUGACUUUUUUUCCGGCUCCUAGAUGUAUAUCUCCCCUUAAAAGUUUCUCAAAGUAUAGGCUUCAAGCUUUACUUUCAUUUUUUAAUCAUCCCUGUAUCAUAAAUAUUUUCAAGGUUUUACAAGCGUUUGAAGUUUGGUAAAUUUUUCCUAAAUUUUUGGUGUACCGCUUUUUUUGCUAGGCAGUGUAUUUACUUUCGCACAAAAAUAACCGCGCAACACUUUCAUUAGCCUUCUUUACUUCUUAUUAUUUUAUUAUCUUUGAAAAGUAAACCGUUUUUCCUUUCUAUCCUAAAUACGUGGCGCGCCAAUAACCUAAUAAAACUAAAACUAAUAAACUCCUAAUAAAACUAAAACUAAUAAACUCCCUAUUAUUUAAAUUUAAGUAACGCUCUCCGCUAUUAUAAAAUUCAUUCCACUCUGUCUUAUCUGUAUUCCUCAAUAAACACAUUCCGAACUUUUGAAACAAAGGUCCGAUUUAUACGUUUUCAAGUUAAUCCUCGUUCAGUGUUCAGAGAUCGAAAGAGCAACACCGUUCUCUGUAAGCUCCAGGAUAAAAUAAAGAAGUUUCCACAGAACUUCCGAUACAAUUUAUGAAUACAUUACAAAUCUGUACAGAGGGCUUGGCGGCCAUGACGGUGCGCGUCAGUCUCGACGCAGAAAUUAUAACAAUAAUUACCUACGAUCAAGUGCUGCACACUUUAUUAUUCAUGAUGAUUACAAUUAUUGCCACAAAAUUUUGAAAACUGGAGCAGCAACAACAGAUAUUCAAAAGCGUAGGUUGAAAACAGCGUCAUUUCAAUGGUUAUACUGACAAUUAUACUCAAUAUAUUUCAGAUAAAAAACUAUUAGGAUCAUCUAAAUUGACAUACUGAAGCUCAUUAUUCAUCAAUAUCAUGUACCUUAAGAGUCUAAAAGCUUUGAAUCGCUAUGUGAUGCUGCGAUGCGUUUAGAAAGCGUCACACCUUGCUUUAAAAAAAUCAACUAUAAAACCACUUAUUUUUUUUGCAUAUAAAAGCAAUUGUUCCUUAUUUUUAAGACUUUAAGAGCCACUUCAACUAACUCUGAUUAAUCUAAUCAACCGAUUAAUCCAUUGGAAUUAACUAAUUUGUCUGUUAUAUAAAAUGACAAAUGCGAUUUGUCAAUUCUAAUAGAUUAAUCGGUCAAUCAGAUUAAUCAGAGUUGGUUCAAGUAGCCUUAAGGCAUCACUUAAGAAAAAAAUUCUUUUGGAUUUUUUUUAAAUUUCACUGUGAUGUAACUCUUUAAUAAAAAAGUAA
Messenger RNA from Solenopsis invicta (red fire ant), 3849 nucleotides. RefSeq lists its product as uncharacterized. The record is from RefSeq and is a predicted model, not a curated record. The transcript is spliced from 2 exons. Lineage: Eukaryota; Metazoa; Arthropoda; Insecta; Hymenoptera; Formicidae. The coding region runs from base 1619 to 2380 and encodes 253 amino acids.